AGGCCGCCGCUGCCGGGUCGGAAGUGCGGGCUGCGUCGGGACUGGCGGCGAUGGAGCAGGCCGAGGCGCACAACGGCAGCGGGGCGGCCGAGGCCCCCUCGGCCGGGGCGCGGCCCCCCGCCACCCCCGAGGGCAUGGCGCUGGCCUACGGCAGCCUGGUGGUCAUGGCGCUGCUGCCCAUCUUCUUCGGGGCGCUGCGCUCCGUCACCUGCGCGAAGGGCAAGAAUGCUUCAGAUAUGCCAGAGACCAUUACCAGCCGAGACGCUGCCCGUUUCCCUAUCGUCGCCAGCUGCACCCUCCUAGGCCUCUACCUCUUCUUCAAAAUCUUCUCUCAAGAGUAUAUCAACCUGCUGCUCUCCAUGUAUUUCUUUGUCCUUGGGAUCCUCGCCCUUUCCCACACCAUCAGCCCCAUGAUGAACAAAUUCUUCCCGGCAAAUUUUCCCAACAAGCAGUAUCAACUCCUUUUCACUCAGGGCUCUGGGGAAACAAAGGAAGAGAUUGUGAACUAUGAGUUUGACACCAAGGACCUUGUCUGCCUGGCCAUGAGCAGCAUCGUUGGCGUCUGGUACCUGCUGAGGAAGCAUUGGAUUGCCAACAACCUGUUUGGCCUGGCCUUCUCUCUCAACGGGGUGGAGCUGUUGCACUUGAACAAUGUCAGCACAGGAUGCAUCCUUCUUGGAGGCCUCUUCAUCUAUGAUGUCUUCUGGGUCUUUGGCACCAACGUGAUGGUGACUGUAGCAAAGUCAUUUGAAGCCCCCAUCAAAUUGGUUUUCCCUCAAGAUCUGCUGGAGAAAGGCCUGGAAGCCGACAACUUUGCCAUGCUGGGCCUGGGAGACAUUGUUAUCCCAGGAAUCUUCAUUGCUCUCCUGCUGCGCUUUGAUAUCAGCCUGAAGAAGAACACGCAUACGUACUUCUACACCAGUUUUGUGGCCUACAUUUUUGGACUGAGCCUCACCAUCUUCAUCAUGCACGUCUUCAAACAUGCUCAGCCCGCUCUGCUGUACCUGGUUCCGGCUUGCAUUGGCUUCCCUCUCCUGGUAGCCCUGGUCAAGGGAGAAGUGACAGACAUGUUCAGCUACGAGGAGAACACUGCCCCAAAGGAGGUGAAAGGAGACGCCAAGGAAGAGAAGACAGAGACAGAGCAGGAGAAGAAAGAGAAAUGACCGUGCGCAUUUUUUGGCCAGGCUGGGCUUCAUCUGCUCCCCCGACCCCCCCCCCCCCCAUCGCAAGUGAUUUUCAUUUUUUUCCAAGCCAACUGGAUGGCGUCACAGCCGUACGGGGGGUGCGCAUGUGUGUCCGUGUGCGUCUGUCUGUCUGUCUGGAGUGCUUCGGGCACGAGAGGCAGAUCCGCCCUUGGAUCUCAUCCCUGCCUCCAUGGACCUCUCAUUCCCUCCCUGGGGAGGAGACGGGCAGGUGGUGGGGAAGGAAUUCCACCCUCCCCACCCACCCUCUGAAAGCUUUUGACACCGGCUCCCCUUACCUUCUUCGUGGUCUCGGUGGGAGGGAGGGAGGGAUACUGGGCGCUGAUUUUUAAAUUUUGUAUUGUGGAUUUGCUUCUUCUCAUAUUAAAAGAAAAAAAAUGAAGGUCUGAAGCAGACUGGCCA
Candoia aspera is the source of this 1604-nucleotide messenger RNA. It is a transcript of the gene HM13, whose product is annotated as histocompatibility minor 13. The transcript is spliced from 12 exons. Gene Ontology annotation, molecular function: aspartic endopeptidase activity, intramembrane cleaving. Gene Ontology annotation, biological process: membrane protein proteolysis. The record is from RefSeq and is a predicted model, not a curated record. Gene Ontology annotation, cellular component: membrane; cytoplasmic side of endoplasmic reticulum membrane; lumenal side of endoplasmic reticulum membrane. Bases 51 to 1163 code for a protein of 370 amino acids. NCBI's taxonomy places the organism in Eukaryota, Metazoa, Chordata, Lepidosauria, Squamata, Candoiidae.